Colletotrichum gloeosporioides is the source of this 3054-nucleotide messenger RNA. Its product is annotated as Protein transport protein sec23. The record is from RefSeq and is a predicted model, not a curated record. The coding region runs from base 1 to 3054 and encodes 1017 amino acids. Gene Ontology annotation, molecular function: structural constituent of ribosome; GTPase activator activity; zinc ion binding. Gene Ontology annotation, biological process: intracellular protein transport; COPII-coated vesicle cargo loading; translation. NCBI's taxonomy places the organism in Eukaryota, Fungi, Ascomycota, Sordariomycetes, Glomerellales, Glomerellaceae. The transcript has 12 exons. Gene Ontology annotation, cellular component: endoplasmic reticulum exit site; ribosome; COPII vesicle coat.
AUGGAUUACGAGGCUCUCAAGGAGCAAUGGAGUGAGGUCGAGGACCGUGACGGCGUUCGUCUUAGCUGGAAUGUCUUCCCCAGCUCGCGAAUGGAAGCAUCACGCCUCGUUGUGCCCAUCGGAGCCCUCUACACACCUCUCAAGGAGAAGCCCGACACCCCUCUUCUCCAAUUCGAGCCUGUUACCUGCAAGCAGCCAUGUCGCUCGGUUCUCAAUCCCUUCUGCUCAGUAGAUGUUCGCGCACGUCUCUGGAUUUGCCCUUUCUGCCUGUCGCGAAAUCCCCUGCCACCGCAUUACAAGGACAUCACCGCGAACGCCAUCCCCCCCGAGCUGCACCCCUCUAAUACGACGAUUGAGUAUCGACUGUCCCGCCCUGCUCCCAGCCCUCCCAUCUUUCUGAUGGUUGUAGACACAUGCCAAGAGGAGGACAGUCUUGCUGCUUUGAAGGAAUCCUUGGUCAUGAGCUUGAGUCUUUUACCUGAAAAUGCCCUCGUUGGCUUGAUCACCUACGGCACUAUGGCCCAGGUUCAUGAGAUUGGGUACACCGAAUGUGCCAAAUCUUACGUAUUCCGUGGCAGCAAGGACUACAAUGCCAAGCAGGUGCAAGAAAUGCUUGGUCUUCUGUCUCCGGCUAUGCGCCCUGGCAUGCCUCAACAACCGGGUCGACCUAUGCCGGCAGGUCCCGCAUCGCGGUUCUUGCUACCCGUCCAGCAGGCUGAAUUCCAAUUGACAAAGGCUCUGGAGCAGCUUCAGAAGGACCCCUGGCCUGUCGCGAACGAUCGCAGAAAUCUGCGAUGCACCGGUGUUGCUCUGAGCGUGGCGGUCGGCCUUCUUGAGUCCUCCUUCCAGCAUGCUGGCGGUCGCAUCAUGCUGUUUGCCGGUGGCCCCGCCACGGAAGGGCCUGGUAUGGUCGUCGGCCCCGAGCUACGUGAACCCAUGCGGUCACACCACGACAUCGAUCGAGAUAACAUCAAGUACUACAAAAAGGCAUUAAAGUUUUACGACAAUUUGGCUAAGAGAACAGCUCACAAUGGGCAUGUCAUCGACAUAUUUGCCGGCUGCUUGGAUCAAGUCGGCCUGCUUGAGAUGAAGGGUCUCUGCCAGCAGACUGGCGGCAGUAUGGUCUUGACUGACAGCUUCACAAGCUCAAUGUUCAAGCAGUCGUUCAUUCGCAUGUUCGAAAAGGAUGGCGACGAUAAUUUGCUCAUGGGCUUCAACGCGACGCUUGAAGUGUUGACAACCAAGGAAUUGAAGGUCACGGGAUUGAUCGGACAUGCCAUCUCGCUCAACAAGAAGUCUACUUCAGUGGGCGAGACUGAAUGUGGCAUCGGCAACACAUGCUCAUGGAAGAUGUGUGGUAUUGAUCCUGGCUCUAGCUAUGGCGUCUACUUCGAAAUAGCCGGCCAAGGGGGUCCGGCGCAGCAUCAACAAACGCCGCAGAAGGGUAUGAUGCAGUUUCUCACAUACUAUCAGCAUUCGUCGGGCCAGUUCCAUCUUCGAGUGACGACGAUUGCGAGGAACCUUAGCGGGCCAGCAGGCGAUCCAGCAAUCGCUCAGUCGUUCGACCAGGAAGCCGCGGCUGUUCUCAUGGCCCGCAUCGCCGUAUUCAAGGCAGAAGUUGACGACGGGCCUGAUGUUCUGCGAUGGGUUGACAGGAUGCUCAUCAGACUCUGCUCCCGUUUUGCAGACUAUCGCAAAGAUGAUCCUUCUUCGUUCCGCUUGGAGAAGAACUUCACUCUAUACCCGCAAUUUAUGUUCCACCUGAGAAGAAGUCAGUUCCUCCAGGUGUUCAACAACUCGCCCGACGAAACGGCAUUCUACCGACAUGUUCUCAACCAUGAGGAUGUGAGCAACUCGCUCAUUAUGAUCCAGCCCACGUUGGACUCUUAUACAUUUGACCAGGCGGAGGCAUCGCCGGUUCUCCUCGACAGCUCCUCCAUCCAACCCACUCAUAUUCUCCUGCUCGAUACCUUCUUUCACAUCCUCAUCUUCCACGGUGAGACAAUUGCGGAGUGGAUGAAGGCGGGCUAUCAAGAACAAGAGGGCUAUGAGAAUUUUGCUGCGUUGCUUGAACAGCCCAAGGAAGACGCAAGGGACCUCAUCACCGACAGAUUCCCGUUGCCAAGAUUUAUCGUCUGCAACCAAGGCGGUUCGCAAGCAAGAUUCCUGCUCUCAAAACUGAACCCCUCGACAACCCACACGACUGGUGCCUAUGGCGGCGUUGGGGCGCAGAACGCGCAAACAAUUUUCACCGAUGACGUAUCUCUCCAAACCUUCAUGGAUCACUUGAUGAAGUUGGCUUGCUAUGAGAGCUGCCCAGGAUACCGACGCCGGCGAAUACUGAAGAGAAUUGCCCCGCCCCCGCCAGCUUUGAAGACGGCACACCUGAUGACCGCACUUGUGGCUGGUGGCUGGUGGCUGGUGGCUGAAGCGUUUAAGCGACUGGGCUGCGGAGACGGCGCACACAUCUGCAAAAUUUCCUUGACCCUCUCAAAGCGUCUCAAUCUUCCUUCGAUCACCAACUUUCCCACCAGACCCAGAUCCGAGAGCAGUCAAGAUGCUCACCUCCGUGCCACCGGAGGUGAGGUUGGCGCCUCCUCCGCCCUGGCCCCCAAGAUUGGUCCCCUCGGUCUGUCUCCCAAGAAGGUCGGUGAAGACAUUGCGAAGGCCACUGGCGACUGGAAGGGUCUCCGCGUCACGGUGAAGCUCACCAUCCAAAACCGUCAAGCCGCCGUCUCCGUCGUCCCUACCGCCUCCUCCCUCAUCAUCCGCGCCCUCAAGGAGCCCCCCCGCGACCGCAAGAAGGAGAAGAACAUCAAGCACAGCAAGUCCGUCGCCCUCGACGAGAUCAUCGAGAUUGCGCGAACCAUGCGCUACAAAUCCUUCUCAAAGGACCUGGCGGGCACUGUCAAGGAGAUCCUGGGUACGGCAUACAGCGUCGGAUGCCAGGUCGACGGCAAGCCCCCUCAGGCCAUCAUCGAUGCUAUCCAGUCUGGCGAGAUCGACACCUGGCCGCUCAACACGCUGACGAGUCUGGCAGUCCCUGAGGAGUAA